Lactuca saligna is the source of this 297-nucleotide messenger RNA. The record is from the annotation of a GenBank genome assembly. NCBI's taxonomy places the organism in Eukaryota, Viridiplantae, Streptophyta, Magnoliopsida, Asterales, Asteraceae.
AUGAAAGACGAACCAGUGGUACAUUUAAGGAAACUAGCUGAGUUCUUAGGGUGCCCAUUUUCCUCCGAAGAAGAGAAAGACGAGGUGUUGGAGGGUAUUGUUGAACUUUGUAGUUUUGAUAAUCUGAGUAAUCUGAAGGUGAACAAGGUAGGAAAGCUUCCAUCUGGCGAGGAUUACAGUGUAUUUUUCAGGAAAGGCGAAGUCGGUGACUGGAAAAACCAUCUGACCACCGAAAUGGUGGAGCGCCUUGAUCGUAUCUGCAAAGAAAAGUUCGAAGGGUCAGGAUUAAGAUUUUAG